GAUGAGCAUGCAACGGGUCUUUCAAUGCUAUGCUGCUGUUAAGUCUACUUCAUACAUUUUGGAAUAUUGACAUGUUGAUCGUUUUACUAUUUGUCAAGGUAUGGGCAAUGCAUGUAACUCAAGAAGGUGACUUGGGAAAGUUUUUAAGGACCCUGUUUGGUCAAGUAAAACCUUGAAAGCUCAGUCGAGGUGUAUGGUUUGAAAAAAAAAAUUGGUUUCCAGAACGUCCAAAACAACAGCAUCUGAUAGGUAACUAAAGGCUUUUGCUGAUUUAGGUGUUGCAAAAUGGUGCGCUCUAACUCAAGAUCUCACUCUUCGCGAUCAAAGUCCGGGUCCCUUUCCAGUUCAAGGUCAAGAUCCAGAUCCCAUUCAAGAAAAAAGAGAUACAGUUCUAGGUCUCAUUCUAGAUCAUAUUCAAGAUCUCGCAGUAGAGAGAGAAAUUAUUCAAGAGAUUAUCGCAGGGAUUAUCGUAACAAUCGAGGGAUGAGACGCCCUUAUGGCUUUCGUGGAAGAGGUAGAGGAUAUUAUCAAGGAGGAGGUGGGAGGUAUCCCCGUGGGGGCUUCAGGCCUAAUUGGAAUCGAAGGUACUCCCGCAGCCCAAGACGUGGCCGAUCUAGGUCCAGAAGUCCAAAACGUAGGUCACGGUCCAGGAGCCGGUCUGAUCUGUCCUGCAGGUCAUCUAGAUCUCGAUUUUCCUCUUCAUCUGGUUCAUCUUCAUGCUGUAGCAGAUCUCCUGCGCCACACAAGAAACACAAAUCAUUAGAAAGUAAGGAGAAGCAAAGUGAGGGGAAUGUAACACAGGAUACACAGCAGAUAGCCACAGUAGCAGAAGUUGAAGAAAAGAAAGAUACUGACAAGUUUGAUAAAGACUUACCUUGCUCUCCUGCUGGAGUUGAAAAAAAAGUACCUUUGUGCAGUGACAGUUGGACUGGCCUUGCAGCUUAUGAAAACAGCCCAAGAUCACAUCGUAGUGCAUCUCCGAUUCGUAGCCCAACAAGUCGCAGUUCUUCUUCUGAUACUCGUCAUCACAGUACUGUAAAUUCAGAUCAGUCAUCUAAAGGGACAUCACCUUCUUUACGUACCCCAGAGAGAGGGGGUUCAUCUCGUUAUAGCCCUUCUCAAUUGAGCCCAUUGCAUCACAGUUCUAAGAGGAGCCCAGUAAAACCAACAUCAUCACAGAACCUUCAGAGGGAGGAAGCACGGUUGCGAUCUCUUUACUCUGAGGAGAAGUUAGAGAUGCCAAAGGUUGGAAAACACUCUAAAAGGUACCCGGAAGAAGAGGAGACCAGAUCUUACCUGCUUGACAGGGGUAACGUAAAAGAUAAAGAGAUUUUAAAAGACAGGGGGUCAGAGAGAAAUAGGCUAGACAGGGAAAGGGCAGAUCAAACAAGUUUAGACUGUUACAGCAAAAAGGAAACUGAUAUAAUGCCAUUUCUUGGAGAUUCUGCUGAUGAAAUGGAUGACUAUAGGCAGUUCAAGAUCUCCAGUCAAGGAGAGCAGAGUAAAACCUACCCUACUGAAGCUCACUGGAAUGUUGACUGUGACAAUGAAGGAACCAAGUACAAAACUAAAGUUGCAUUGAAAGGUGAAAGAGAAUAUGAAGGGUUUGGGGAAGACAGAGUCUUCAAAUUUAAGGAUUCUAUGGUAGACAGAGGCAAUCUGACCAAAGAUAAGUUUAAGGAAGAUGAUAGGUACUGGGAUAAGACAGCAAUGAAGAAAGAAACACCAUCCCCAGAGCAGGUAAAAUCUGAAAAGCACAAAGAGGUCUACAAUCCUUCAGCAACUAAAACUGUGGAUGUAAAAGAAAAAGACCGAAUGACUGUCAAAGAGGAGAGCCCAGCCAAGGCAAAAGGGUUAACUAGUGAGUCUUACCACUCUGAAGUUAAACUCAAAAUGGCAGCAUUGCCAUUUGAUGAGCCAUUAAGAACAAGUUCGUCACUGGCUAGUGAUAGGCAAAUUGCCAGUGCACUUGUACAUUCUGUCAAGAAGGAGCAAAACUUCCGAUCCAUCUUUGAGCACAUCAAGGUUCCACAAGCAAAUAAAAGCUCGUCAGAGACAUUUAUUCAGCACAUCGUUUCAUUGGUUCAUCGUGUGAAUGAGCUUUACAAGACAACACGCAUAACCCUAAAUGAAAGGUUUACGGCCUAUUUGAAGGCUGCAGGAGGGCAAACUGCCAGGAAAAAAAGCCCUGAAAUACACAGGAGGAUUGACAUCUCCCCAAGUACUUUGAAGAAGUAUACUUAUCCAGUGGAUGAAGAGGUGCCAAAAGAAGAAUUUCAAAAGCCUGAUAAAAAGCAAAAAGCUGAGUCAGCUGACUUGCGACGUGACAUUGAUCGCAGAAAGAAGGAUAAAAACAAAGAAAGAGGAGAUUCAAAGGGUUCCCGGGAGUCAAGCAGCUCCAGAAAACAGGAAGUUGUGAAAGGCUACAAGGAUCAUAAAAAGUCUCACAAAAGUAAAAGCAAGCAGAAAAGUAAAGAUCGAGCUCGUUCCAGGUCACAUUCAUCAUCUGCUUCAUCUUAUUUAUCCCAGAAUGAGAAGGACAGCAAAAAAGAGAGAGACGAGGAGUUUAAGCCUCAUCAUGAACAAAAAGAUUAUCCUCCAUUUCAGGGGGGAAGCGGUACAAGAGGAAACUUUCAGUUCAGAGUCAGAGGAAACAGAGGGAGAGCCAGAGGUGUAUUCUCUGUUGUGAGUGCUGGGCCAAGCAAUCCGAAUGUACCUUUCCAAAAGAGAAACAAGGAUGAGGAAUGGGAUCCAGAAUACACCCCAAAGAGCAAGAAGUACUUCUUGCAUGAUGAUAGAGAUGAUGGUGUGGAUUACUGGAACAAGAGAGGAAGAGCCCGUGGUGUUUUUCAGCGAGGAAGAGCGCGAUUUAAUUUCAAAAAAACUGGCAGCAGUCCAAAGUGGACACAUGAUAAGUAUCAAGGAGAUGGACUAUUAGAAGAUGAAGAUGAAGGUGAAUAAAAGCACUGACAAGUAAAGGUUGAAUGGUUUGAAACCUCUGGUCACAGUGAAAUAAGGGAGCAGAAGAUGGAACAGCAUGCCUGUCAACAUGCAUUGUUUAUUUACUUUUCUACUGGGACUUUUUUCUUAAAUGAAUGUACAGAUUUUAUUCUUGAUUUUCACGGAUGUUUGGGAAGCUCGAAAAGUUAAUUUCAUUUUAAAAGUCUGUUGGGAGAAUAGCAAUUAAAUGUUAUGUUUAAAGACUAGGGCUACAACAGAAGUAAAGAUCAUCAGAACAUCAGCAUUUGUCACUCUUUACUUUGUGAAAGGGUUGAUAUGCACAUGGCUAUUGUGCAGUCUACUUCCAUUAUUUGUGGCCACUAUCACAGUGUUUUUGCUGUUUUCCUGUUUAUUUUGAAGUAAAAUUUAAUAUUAUAACAUUU
Messenger RNA from Protopterus annectens (West African lungfish), 3383 nucleotides. It is a transcript of the gene BCLAF1, whose product is annotated as BCL2 associated transcription factor 1. Gene Ontology annotation, molecular function: transcription coregulator activity; DNA binding. The transcript is spliced from 14 exons. Gene Ontology annotation, cellular component: mediator complex. Lineage: Eukaryota; Metazoa; Chordata; Ceratodontiformes; Protopteridae. The record is from RefSeq and is a predicted model, not a curated record. Gene Ontology annotation, biological process: positive regulation of transcription by RNA polymerase II. The coding region runs from base 286 to 2961 and encodes 891 amino acids.